Messenger RNA from Daucus carota subsp. sativus, 3442 nucleotides. RefSeq lists its product as uncharacterized. The transcript has 10 exons. Lineage: Eukaryota; Viridiplantae; Streptophyta; Magnoliopsida; Apiales; Apiaceae. Bases 293 to 3028 code for a protein of 911 amino acids. The record is from RefSeq and is a predicted model, not a curated record.
AAUCUAUUGCAAAAAAACCGCUUAAAUAUUAGAGUCAAAUCUAUGGAAAAGCUAAGCUACUACUCCAUUAAAAUAGGCUUUGCCUCAAUGUCACUAAAAUCUCAUAGUUGAUAAACAACAACUGCACAUUCAGCAGGUAGUUAACUGAUGAUCUGAACAUACACAAAGUAUCUGGAGAUUCUAUUAUGGUCCAGAUGGGGUCAGUUCAAAAAUAUCUAUCAAAGUAUGUAAUAUUUUUAGUCACAAGAGUUGAUGAUACUAUAUAGUUCAUCUGUGUUAUAUCUGUCUGACUAUGUCUAGGUUGUCUGUAAUACUCUUCAUAUUCAUCAUCUUAUCAUUGAACCCUUGUACUCAUACUUGCUGUUGUUCAAAGUGGUGCCCACAAGACUACAUGAAACAGAGGAAUAAACAGUUUGAGCAGAGAAGCAAAAAGUUCUGGGAAUUUGAUGGGCAAUCCAAGAGUUGGGUUGAGCUGAAACUGCCCUUUGAUCUUGUAUCUUGUGUCAAUGGAAACUGUAGCAAAGUGGGAUCACUUGAAAAAAUGAUCAAGAACAAGAAAAUGAAUGGUGGGAAAGAUUCUGGUCAAGGGGUGAGGGAAAAGACUGUUUCUUUGCCUCUGAGAAAGAGAGUUUCUUUGGUCAAGAUGUCCGAGACAUCGAUAUGGGUCACUGGUGUGAGUGGCUCUAUCUAUGAAAGGUUUUGGAAUGGAUUGCAAUGGGUUAUUGCUCCUCAUGAUCUACCAGUUUCUGCUGGAUUUGCAAUUGCUUCUUUCAUUGUUAAUCACACAAUUCUUGCUCUGUCUGAUGCUGGCAACUUGUAUCAGAUGCAACUGGGGGAAAAUUCGCAGCCAGUAUGGGUUGAUUUUCAACCACUAAUCGAUGAACAUACUGCAACAAAAUUAAAAUACGGAGUCAUUUCCCAUGAUAGGGAGAGGAUCUAUUUCUGCACUAGAAGUGGAUUGCUAUUUGAACUAUGUGGAAUUCAGCCUCCAAGUUGGAUUAAUCAUGGCAGACCUCCUGGUGCAAAUGUUGCAGCAAUAGCUGAUGUCGGUACUGUUAAACCAAAUAUACUCUUUACUGUAAGUUCUACAGGUGACCUAUAUGAAUAUGACAUUAGCUCACAACCAAUGUGGAAGAAGCAUAUAUGGAUAGAAGGAUCGACAGAUGAUACUGCUUUGAUGCCAUCUAUGGGGUUUAGUGUGCAUGGAAUAAAUGGUGCUUACUCUAUCUCUCUGUUUCUCUUGACAAAGGGUGGCAAAUUAGUUGAGAGACGGUUGCAUCAGAGAAAAUGGAAAUGGAUGAUUCAUGGAAGUCCUAAACAUCAAUUCCUAACAUCUAUCACACCUGUAUCACAAGAUGAAUUGAUGGAGCAAUCACACUCAUUGUUUGUCACGACAGAAACUGGAUAUGUAUUUGAAUACCAGAUUCCAAAACCAGGGACUGCAGACAAUAAACAAAUUCCAGAGAAAUGGGUUAAUCAUAUGCAUCCUUCACAUGCAAAGGCAGCAAAAGGCAUUGCAGGUCUUGAAUUUCAGGUAGGUAGACUAAUAUUCCCACUAGAUGACGGAAGGCUCGGUGAGUUGCAUUUUCCAGGCAUAGGAGGUGAAGGAUUAGGGCCUUAUCUAGGUUCUAUUCGGAGAAGAUCAACAAUAAAGCUUAUAUGGUCCAUAUUAGAUGCCCCGGAAACAGAAGGAUGGAAUGCAGAUUAUUGCACUGAAUCAAGAGGACCUUCAAAUUGCAUUAAUGGCUUGAAAGAUGAAGCAGAUGAUACAGAUGCUACACGAUCACUGAUAAGAAGGCGGAAGGGAAGCAGAGUACAACAUAAUUACUUAUCUUUUACUGAAGCCCGGGCUAGCUUCAAUUUGGCAACAGAAGAUCAUAGCAUACAAGAUAAAUGGAUAAACACCAACUUUCGUUUAAGAGUAAUGUUUAGGGGUCUCUCCUUCUUCCUUGUAACAGAUGAUGGAUUGCUAUUUGAAUAUUUAAGUGCCGAAAAUAUCUGGUUCUGGAUGAGGCAUGAACAUCCAAAAGCUAUGAAAGGUGUUCUGGGAAACUACAAUGGAAGUUUAUUUCUGGUCGAUGAGCAGAAAAAUCUUCUUAUUAGAGAAAGAAGCAGCAAAGAACUUCAAUGGAUCAAUUGCACUGCUAUGAAAAGAGGAAGACAUGUUACUGGAGGUCCUCCAUGGGAUGUAGUUCCAGGAGAAAACUUUAAAGUUACAGCUGAAGAUGCCCUCUUCUUCGUUAGCAAAAGUGGAAGGCUAUUACAACUGACUGUUGCACUGAGGAAAUUCAAGUGGAAAGACUGCAGGUGGCCUCCGAGUACAAAAGUUGCUAGUAUAGUGGAUCAAGAAGUAAUUAGAGGAAACAUAGUUUUUGUUGUUGGAAGAAACAGCAGACUUUACCAAUACAACAAAAUUACGGAACUUUGGCAUGAGCAUUACCAAUCACAGCACUUGGUUCUGUCAAGAAUACCUGGGACUGCUAUGCGCCCUUCAUCAUCAUCAUUAACCGGCUCCCUGUUUCUUCUCUCGGAAGAUGGUAAACUGAUUGAAUAUCACUGGAGUUCAACUGAUGGCUGGGACUGGAUAGAACACGGGACACCUCGUAUAAGUGUGGUUUUGGUUGGUUCACCUGGUCCGUGCUUUCUAGGAAACCAGCUGUUUUUGGUAGGAUCAGAUGGAAAGGUGUAUCUGAGAUAUUUGGAUUUGGAUCAGUCAAUGUGGCGAUGGAAGGAUUAUUCAUUUCCUUACAUUACCGGCCAAACCAUAAAGAAAUAUGGAAAUGAAGAUUUUACAGGGCAUUCUCAGAAAUCCGAAGAAGAUCUGCUUGGUUCCAACAGAAACUGUGACCCAAAGAUUGCAACUACAAGGCCAAUACCAUUCGCAGAGGAUUCAGUAAUAUUCGAGUUAAGGGAUGGCAGGUUGGGUGAGAUGAAGCUGAAUGAGGAUGGCGAGUGGGCGUGGUCGCGUAUUAUUGGCACGCCAACAAGCUUGUGCAUGGCGAAUUAUUGGACUGCUCUGGCAUCAUGAAAGUAAGUGUUUUAUAAACUUAGCUUCGGUGUGUAGAUGAAAUGUAGGCAAUGUAUACAGGGGCUUGUUUGGUCCGAUGUAACCCAACACGGUAACCAUUACUCGGAACUUUUACUGGUGUUUAGUUGCAUAAUCUCGUGGUUGUACACAGGAACUCAGACUUCUGAGGACUUUAUACUUCCUGUAAAAUGCGGUAACCUAGUUACAUAGAUCAGAGGUGGAUACAAUGUGAGUUAGACGGUCUAUCCUCAUCAAAAAUUAGCUUAUGUAUAGAUGAAAUGCAGGCAAUGUAUAUAGGUAAUUUAGGUGCUGGGCAAUAAAACUGCACAACUUUCAGAUCUUUGUACGGUUAUACAGACUCAGUUUUAACCGGAGAUACCAAGGAGAUGUAUAUAGUAGUAGUUUGUUUUUCAA